UUCUUUUUGCAUUUGAGAGACGUUCACUCUGAGGAGCCACGCUUCACUCUGAGAGACGUUUCCUUCGUCUCUGAGCUCCUGCGCAGUGAGAAUGGAAAAAGGCGAAGGUGAGGAGCCACCCUUCACUCUCCAUGUCAAGUUUUCAGGGAAAACUCUCUCUCUUACUGUCUCCCCCUCCGAAUCAGUUUCCCAUAUCAAAUCUCUCCUCCAAACCCUAACAAAUGUACUCCCUCGAGGCCAGAAACUUAUAUUCAAAGGUAAAAUUCUGGUCGAUUCAUUGUCUUUAAAGUCUUUGGGCUUGUCAGAAGGAUCAAAAAUUAUGCUGAUGGCUUCACACGGUUUACAUCAAGGGGAUGGCCCCAUGAAUGCAAGUAUUCCUCACUCAUCUAACUUGAUGGACAUUUCUCUCAAUCAAGCUGGGAAUGUUAAGAUUGAGGCACCUGCAGGGAAGAGCAGAUUAGAGCGUUGGAGGCUUACUGGGAUAGUUGCGUUGUCAGAAUGUAACUUAAAGGUUGUUCCUGAAGAGAUUUGGGCUUGCGGGGCAGCAAUCCGAGUAUUGGAUCUUAGCCACAACGCGUUGCAGGAGCUGCCCAUUGCUAUUGGAUCUUUGAGCUCUCUUCGUAAAUUACUUCUAAAUGCAAAUGCUCUUCUGGACAAAAAAAUAUGCUGGGAAGGAGUCACUGCUUUGAAGUCUUUAACAAUACUCUCACUAAACCACAACCAGUUAACCACCCUUCCCAGUGCGAUAGGGGCUCUGUCUUCUUUAAAGCAACUACAGAUCGAACACAAUAUGUUGACAAGCUUGCCAAAAGAGAUCGGCCAAUUGACCAGUCUUGAGAUAUUGAAAGUGGAUAACAAUAGACUAACCUUGAUGCCUUCAUCUAUUGGGGAUUGCUGCUCACUUAUUGAGGUUGAUCUCUCAGCAAAUCUUCUGACAAGUUUAGCUGAAACAUUUGAAAAUUUGCAAAAUUUGAAGAUUUUGCGCCUUAGUAACAAUGGGCUGAAGACCCUCCCCCUAGCACUCUUAAAAAAUUGCUCCCAUCUUUGUACCCUAGAUCUUCAUGGCACAGAGAUCACAAUGGACCAUCUUCGAGAGUUGGAAGGAUGGGAGGAUUUUGACACACGCCGUCGAUACAAGCACCACAAACAACUGGAGUUCAGUGUGAUGAGUUCUACAGAGUUUGAUGAAGGCGCAGACUCAAAUAGGGGUGAUAAUUGGUAAACCAUGAAACUGCAGUUGGGGGAAGGAUUACUUAAAUGGCAAUGGAAUCAUGAAGUGGGGAUACGUCGUCCCCCCCAAAUUAUGAAAUUACUUAUGUAGGCAUGAGAAGACAAGUGCUUUGGGGAACUCUGUGUACCCCUGUAAUUUACUAAAAAAUGAUUUAAAGUUUGAAAACUGCGUAAAUGCUCAAUAUGCCUUAAAAGCGAGGUAUGCAAUCUGUAAAAGCUCCUCUAAUCUCCCUUCUCUCUUAAGUAUUAUAGAAACUUUAGUUACCCUACAA
Messenger RNA from Amborella trichopoda, 1502 nucleotides. RefSeq names its product LRR/ubiquitin-like domain protein. NCBI's taxonomy places the organism in Eukaryota, Viridiplantae, Streptophyta, Magnoliopsida, Amborellales, Amborellaceae. Gene Ontology annotation, molecular function: protein binding. The record is from RefSeq and is a predicted model, not a curated record. Gene Ontology annotation, cellular component: cytoplasm.